UUUCCCUUUUCUCUUCCUCUUCCUCCCCGAGUCCUCUCCUGCUUGACUACGCACCACCACCGCGUGUCCUACAGCCGCCGGCCGGCGCGCCAUAGCUCACCGUCGUCCGCCCGGCGCCUCAAUCCCCGGCCCACGAGCAUCGCCGCUCCCGUUCUCCCGUGUCGCGGUCAUCUCGUCCCUACUGCUGCUGGCGUCCUCCACUCCGUCCGCAAAUCUCUGGCCAUUGAGGUUUCGAGCGCAAGAUCCAUCUUUGCUGGAUUGAAUUUUAGGGCCGGGAUGGACACCACCCAAUUUGCCAUGAUUGAGGAGCUUGCCUCGCUCAUCAAGGACAACCUCUACAGCAAGCACCUCGUCCUCUCCACCGAGGAGGCCCUCGUCGCUCUCUUACAGCAGCAUUACCAAGACGACGACGAACAUGAUCGCAGCGCACAUCAUGGGGCAAUUGGGAGUAAUACCAUAGAGCUCCAGCCCACCAGCUCCUACAACCGCCUUCUUUUGCAUCGCCUUGCUGACAUCUUCGGGUUCGCUCAUGAAUCCGUUGGCGAGGGCGACGAUCGACAUUUAGUUCUCCAACGCUGCCCUGAAACAGCCAUCCCUCCUGUCCUUAUCAGUGAUGUGUUAUGGAAGUAUGACGACGGCAAUGGUUCUUCAGCUUCUGUUGUGCUAACCAGAAAUGAGACAGAUCUUCAGAACACUUAUGAGGCUGAAGAUGUCCAAGACACUAUUUCUUUUGAAAGCCUGAAUCUGAAAACUGAUACAGGUAAGCGUGUAGGUUUAGAAAACAAAGAACCAGAAAACCUUGUUCUUUCAGAUGUGAAGCCCUUGCAGCAUCCAGCGCCACCUUCAGCAGCGUCACUAAAGGAGAGGGAAGCUGCUUACCGAGCUGCUCGUGAGCGAAUCUUUGCUACCCAUGAAACCAAGGAAAAGGACACUUCCGCAGCAAAAUCUAGGCAUGUUCCUGCUGUUGCUCAACGGAUGAUCGCGCACGCACUUGGUAAAAGAGUUGAAGAUCCAAAAGAGAGAACUGCCGUGGUGAAAAACAGAGGGAAGGAACCGGUAAAUGGACGAUAUGUCCAGACAAGUAGCACGAACAACCUGUGUGCAGAUAAGCCAGGUAGUAGAGAGAAUCAUGUCGGGAGGUGCAACUCAAGCUCGCCUGACGGGAAUUCGUAUCGGAGCCCAUCUGCUCAAACCCGACAGACAUCUAGUGUUAGUGCCGAAACGUUGAAGAAAGAGCAGACUGGAGCGGCCAAAAGGAUGUUUGCGCAUGCGUUGAGGCUGCCUGGCGUUGAAGCGAGUGAUAGUGCCGCACGGAGAUCCAAAUGAAAUAAAAAAGGCUGGCGAUGAAUUUGAUACCGAGCGAAUACGUGUGAUCGAGCUGGGGCUGGCUUUUCCAUGUGAAGGAAAUCAUAUGGAGCUGGAAGUCCUUGCUUUGCCAGCGUCCUGCUUGCAUGGAAUGGCACUGUGUGAUGGAUCUUAGAAGCAGAUGAAAGCUACGGUCGGCUGUUGGGACUCAGCCAGUGGGAGGACAUUGCGCUGUUGUAUUGGUUCGCUUCCCUCUAUCAAGUGGAGUCUAGUCGGAGAGAAAAACUGAAAGCAAAUGGUGAAUUGCCAGGAGCGUCUCUAUGCGUACCAAGUAGUAAGCAAUGCUAUUAGCUGUUUGCCAGCAGAAAGAAGCCUUCUUGUCAUUGACCAAGUGAUCCUGCGAGUGUGUUUGGCUCUCCAACAUGCUGUGUCUAUAUUUAUAUGGUUAUAGCUAGGAGUUGGGAGUGCACACCAACUCCAGUGGGCAUUGUAUCUUAGUUUGGUUUUUCUCAAUGGUUUCCCCCAUAAACUUGUUUACAGUUUUCAUGUGUCAAGUUCAUUCUGCAGUGUUUGUGACAUCCUAUCCCUUGUUCAGGAUCUGAUUUCGUUUCCGGUGCUAUUUGUACUUUUCUUGCAAAAGGGGAAAAAAAUCACUUCAUGCUGGUA
Brachypodium distachyon (stiff brome) is the source of this 1971-nucleotide messenger RNA. RefSeq lists its product as uncharacterized. The record is from RefSeq and is a predicted model, not a curated record. The coding region runs from base 277 to 1326 and encodes 349 amino acids. Lineage: Eukaryota; Viridiplantae; Streptophyta; Magnoliopsida; Poales; Poaceae. Gene Ontology annotation, molecular function: nucleic acid binding. The transcript is spliced from 7 exons.